Pieris brassicae (large cabbage white) is the source of this 907-nucleotide messenger RNA. RefSeq names its product N-alpha-acetyltransferase 11 (gene vnc). Gene Ontology annotation, molecular function: protein-N-terminal-glutamate acetyltransferase activity; protein N-terminal-serine acetyltransferase activity. Gene Ontology annotation, cellular component: NatA complex. Gene Ontology annotation, biological process: N-terminal peptidyl-glutamic acid acetylation. The record is from RefSeq and is a predicted model, not a curated record. Bases 328 to 864 code for a protein of 178 amino acids. The transcript is spliced from 4 exons. Lineage: Eukaryota; Metazoa; Arthropoda; Insecta; Lepidoptera; Pieridae.
UCAAUCGUCUAAUUUCAUUAUCAAAGAUAUAAAAAAAAUAACUCUAAUUUUUCAGUAGAUAUUUUAGGUUAUAUUUUGUUGUUAACAAAUUGAAUAAAUUAGAAACAAUUCAAUUUUUUGUCAAUAGUCAUCAUUAAACGCGUUAUUAAAAGGUUGGUACGUUGUUUGGAAGUGUUGCCUAUCAAAGUUUCGCUUUGUCCGUGAACUUAUAGGUGGCAUGUCCGAAACCCCACCAGCGUCAGAAGUUAGACAACCCAAAGGAAGAAAGACUAGAAAAGACUAAUCACCAUUUUUGUAACUACAACUAGGAAUAAUUAUAAUACAAAAAUGAAUAUCCGUUGCGCUCGGCCUAGCGAUCUUAUGAACAUGCAACACUGCAACCUUUUAUGUUUGCCAGAAAAUUAUCAGAUGAAAUAUUACUUUUAUCAUGGACUAUCAUGGCCCCAACUAAGUUAUGUUGCUGAAGAUGAGAAGGGACAUAUUGUUGGGUAUGUUCUUGCAAAGAUGGAGGAGGACGGUGAGGAUAAUAGACAUGGCCAUAUCACAUCUUUGGCUGUAAAAAGAUCGCACAGACGUUUGGGUCUUGCCCAGAAGCUAAUGAACCAAGCAUCAUUGGCUAUGGUUGAAUGUUUUCAGGCUAAGUAUGUAUCUCUGCAUGUAAGAAAGAGUAACAGAGCUGCGCUCAACUUAUACACAAACUCAUUAGGGUUUAAAAUACUGGAAAUUGAACCCAAAUAUUAUGCAGAUGGAGAAGAUGCAUACUCUAUGAUGAGAGACCUAAGUUCCUUCUCCGAGAGCAAAGAAAACCAGCCAUCAGAUAAUAUGGAAAUUAAAUCAGAAUCAGCCAUUGUUUCACAGUGCUAAUUUUGUAAUUAAUGUUUAUUCUCAAUAAAUUUAUCUUAUGAAA